AUGGCGGACCACUCCAAGGUGCUCCCCGCGCUCGCCGCCGUCUUGCUCUGCUGCUGCUGCCCCCUCGCGCAAUGCGGCGGCGGCGGCGGGCAGAACUACACCUCCAUGUUCAGCUUCGGCGACUCGCUCACCGACACCGGCAACCUGCUCGUGUCCAGUCCGCUCUCCAACCACAUCGUCGGCCGCUAUCCCUACGGCAUGACCUACUUCCACCGCCCCACCGGCCGCUGCUCCGACGGCCGCCUCGUCGUCGACUUCCUAGCGCAAGCGUUCGGCCUGCCGCUGCUGCAGCCGUACCUGCAGUCCCGCGGCAAGGACCUCCGCCGGGGCGUCAACUUCGCCGUCGGCGGCGCCACCGCCAUGGAUCCGCCCUUCUUCCAGGAGAUCGGCGCGUCCGACAAGCUCUGGACCAACCUCUCCCUCAGCGUCCAGCUCGGCUGGUUCGAGCAGCUCAAGCCGUCACUCUGCAGCUCCCCCAAAAAGUGCAAGGAGUACUUCAGCAAGUCCCUGUUCCUCGUCGGAGAGAUUGGGGGAAACGACUACAACUACGCCUUCUUCAAGGGCAAGACCCUGGACGACGCCAAAACCUACGUUCCCACGGUCGCCGCCGCGGUCACCGAUGCCACCGAGCACCACAACGCGGUGCUCCAGCAGAACCUGCGGGCGCUCCGGGCCAAGUACCCGCAGGCAAGGAUCAUGUACGCCGACUACUACGGCGCCGCCAUGUCCUUCGCCAAUAACCCCAAGCAGUUCGGGUUUACGGAGGGGCCGCUGCGGACGUGCUGCGGCGGCGGCGGGCCGUACAACUUCAACCCAAAGGCGAGCUGCGGCGUGCGGGGCUCCAGCGUGUGCACGGACCCGUCGGCGUACUCCAACUGGGACGGAGUGCACCUGACGGAGGCCGCCUACCACGCCAUCGCCGACAGCAUCCUCAACGGCCCCUACACCAGCCCCAGGCUUCUCUGA
Miscanthus lutarioriparius is the source of this 966-nucleotide messenger RNA. NCBI's taxonomy places the organism in Eukaryota, Viridiplantae, Streptophyta, Magnoliopsida, Poales, Poaceae. The record is from the annotation of a GenBank genome assembly.